Messenger RNA from Closterium sp. Naga37s-1, 2892 nucleotides. NCBI's taxonomy places the organism in Eukaryota, Viridiplantae, Streptophyta, Zygnematophyceae, Desmidiales, Closteriaceae. The record is from the annotation of a GenBank genome assembly.
AUGUACCUGAAGGGGCUAGUCAACACUGGAUUCAAGACGGUCUUUACUUGGGUGUCAUGCAACGGCGUCACAUCGCGCACGUACAGGAGAGGCAUGCGCGGGGAUGUGUGCAGUCAUGCCGUGGGGGAGCUUUUUGUGCAGCUGUACAUGGAGGAAGUGGAGGUGCCGCCCCAGCCCAUUGCGCGUGUAGACGACGACGGCUGCAUGCUGUUUCCAUCGGAGGACGAGGUCAGAACGGAGCUGGCGAAGCUAUCCCGCGAUAGGAACAGCAUGGAGGUGGAUGGGGUCCUUCUGGCAUCCGCCGUGAUGAGUAUCGCAUCCGCGCUUGGGUUCACCCAGGAUCAGCUGGAAGCCGCGUGUGCCCAUGAGUUGGGUACGCAUGGGACGCGACUCCUCAGGCGGUCAAGCACUGUCAACAGGCAGCGGGAGCGUGAGGCGGCAUCGAGGUCGCUGACCAGACUCCUACACAACUCCCCCGCACCACUACCUCACUCCGGGUUUACCAGCGUCAAUUUCCCGACUACAGAGGGAGCUACAGACGAUCAUAAAAGGGGCAACGUCUCUAACACUGCCAAUCCGAAGACACCAGACGCCACGCCCGUGAAGUGUCAUGGCGCCGGCGGACGCAUGCCAAUGACGAGGGCCACCAAGGUGAAGGCAAGCGGGACAGGGGGGGUGGUGAAACGUGGUGGAACGAGCGAGUACACCGGGGUAUGGUUCGAUCACCGAGUGCGAAAGUGGUGCGUCAAAAUCAUUGCAGACCCGUCUACUGGGAAGCAGGUACGCCUGGGAGCGUACAUGAAGGAGGAGGACGCGGCGUACGCGUACGCCGCUGGUGCGUUUGUGAUCAGGCAGAAGGACCACUUCCCUAAGGUGAUGUCAUUGUCAGAUGCGGAGAUGGCUGCACUGGAGGGGGCCAUCGUGGAUGACGUGAGGCAUCUUGUACAGAAGCGCCAAUGGUACAGAUGGAGGGAGUGGCGUAAAGCCAUGGACGACAUUGGUGUACUGCCAGGAACACCCUUCAAGCCGGAGCCAGGUGCGGAGUCGCCUCCACCGAAAGCAGAGGCAGCUGAUAGCGAUAUACGAGAUGCUGAAGCAGAUGAGGAUCUGGUGAGCGAGGAUGACAAUGGGGAGCAUGACACGUCCACACCCCCGCCCGAAUCGAGAGAUGAUCGGGACGGCGAGAGCUCUUCGUCGCGCGAAACGACAUCGAAUCGCCGCAAGGCUGGGACGGCGAGGUCGCAGGAGGAUGCGCGCACCGCGCGGACGGGAAAGAGGCGCAGGGCGUCAGGACCGGAAGCCCAGGAAAGCAAUGAAGAACAACCUGCGCCGGGCCCGGGCCCCGUGUCGUCGAACGACGAUCCGAACGAAGCCCUUCCUAGGGUCAAUCCGCGCGUCGACGGCGACGAGGAGGCAACUGAGGAGGAAGCCUCCGAUUCCGCGCCCGUGACAAGGGCAGAGAUGAUUGCGAUCCGCAAGAUGCAGAUGGACACGGCAGCCACAAUGGCGCGCCUGGAGACGGCGCUGCUGGCGUCGCUGGCCAACCACCAGGCAAAGAAGCGCAAACGUGACAACGCAAGAGGCGAGUGCGACAGGGUCAACCCACGUAAGGCUCGGCGCGUUGCGAGUCCCGAGCCGUCUGUGGAUGAGGACGAGGUGGAGGACGAGGAAAUUUGCGAGCAGCUGCGUGUGCAUCUCUUCAUCGACGCUCCGGACGCGCUGAUGUCGUUCUACCCCAGUAGCGCGGCGAAGAGUGCCGGGCUGUGCGCGGUUAUUGAGCGGCUGACUCCCACCUUUGCAAGCCUCACGAUGGCUGCGGAUAAAGCGCGACGCGCAGACCUGAACCGUACGCUGAGCGAUUGGAAGACGGCUGCCGCGGGGCGAGUGAGGGACAUCGCGCUGCCGAAGCUGGGACUUUUCCGCGACGAGAGGGACGCGCGCAGCCCGUGGGCUGCCCCAAAGGCUCGCUCGGCUGCGAGAGUCCAGGAGCGCCUUCUUCUGACGCUCGAUGGGGAGGGUAAGGCAGUCACGAGAUGGUUGGUGACCGACGCGAUCCGCUUCUGGGACACCCGCAAGGGCAAGCUCUCGAACUCUGCGGGUGUCAACGCGCAGAUCGUGGACGGCCUCCGCGAGUGCGCGCUCCUGGACGUCAUGGCUGCCAUCGAGCAGUAUCAGCCGCAGUACGACCCCACGACGUCAUCGUGGGCCUGGGGCCGCCAUGGGCUGCGCCUGUCUGCGUGCGGUGUUCAGCGGCAAGAGAGCGCCGGGCAGGCACCCAGCAAUCCGUAUGGCGAAGAGCUCAGCACCUCCGAUGGCUACUUGCUACCAUUGUCGCUGCGUCGGAACGACAACAGUAGUAGCACGACCGUUGCCACUUGUAGUAACAGUCCGUUGUCAGCUCCUCCCGCGCUCACCGACCCGGCCUACAAUCACCUCAUCGCCUCCGUCUGUUCGCGCUGGCGUCGCCUGGCUCGCCGGCAGGUGUCCAUGCUCCUCGUGAAGAAGAACCGCGUCGUCCCGCUCGCAGAUCUCACCGCGGCCAUCGCGUGCUUCCCUCACCUCUCGCACGUGCAUCUGAGCGACAACAGCGUCGAAACCAUCGACGACGCCUUCCUCGCUCACCUCGCUGCUUCGUGUCCCAAGCACGUGUCGCUGCACGUGGGCAAGGGAAUGACGAAGCAGUGGUGUCGGGUGGGCGGGGAAGGCUUUCCGGUGACCGCAGCUGGUGUGGACCGUUUCGUGCGUCGCUGCACGCAGCUGCACCACCUCUCGCUCUACUGCCCGCAUCCGUAUGAGUACCUCCCGCCGUCCCUCGCCAACCUCGCGCACCUGCACACCCUCGGCCUCACCCACAUCCCAAAAUGUGAAGGGGUGGGGUGGCAUGUUUUUUAG